AGGUUGGGCAUGAUAAAUAAAAAAACUAAAAACGAGACUGCAAUGCAAUGUAGUGUUUUCUUAAUUUUUUAUGAAAAUACUAAAUCUUACGUCCAUUUUUUGUUCAUGAUAAUUAUCCCAAAUAAGUGUUUGGGUUAUGGAGUCACCGCCAUUUUCAACACAUUCUGAGGCACCUCCUUUAAGUGAAGAUAGUGGUCUUAUAAUUACAAGUGGAUCGUUUUCUAGUGAUUCUGCCAGUGGAUGGCAUCACGUCGCAUCCGAGUUACAAGAAAGCGACUUCGAUGACAAAUCAUUGUCUCUUUGUGAAUCAACUGAAACAUCAGAACGCAUGUGUGGGGAUUUUUUUAAUACUGUGAAGAAAGGGCCUGGGAAAGUAAUACUUACAACUAUUGAACCACCGCCAGAAUUUCAGGAUAGCCCCGCACCGGAUGACAUAGAGAAAUGCCCAACUGUACACGUGCCUCCCACGGUCGUCUUUACCCAUGAUGCUACAGAUAAAGGCAAUACAUCAAACUUAGAUGUAGCCAUUAAUAUAAGACAUAUUUCACCUAUAUAUCCAAGAAAGUUGAAGCCAGAAACAUUGUAUGAAAGGCGUCAAUGUUUGAAUCAUAGGUUCGCGAGUCCAAGACUUCUUCACUUGAGUCCGUGUCGUGUUAAUCGACCUUCGUCAAGGAAUUCGCUGUCAUCAAGAUUGUCCAGCAGCCACAACUCACUUGUGACUCAAUUCCAAGCUGACGAUUCCAGUUUCAUCACGCAAGCUAUCUCGCAUGAUACUCUGACUGCAAAAACCUCCGACAUUACUGAUAUGUACAAUGUUCCGUUCGAUAGCGAUAUUUACGCGGUACCUAUUGAUAUGGUUCGGCCUUGUCAGAGCAAUAUAAGAAGUAAAGGGAAGAAACCACCUCGAAACAACAAAAAGCGUGGCAAAAAUACAAAUCAGAAUACAGCCCCUAAUAUCACUGCCAUUGACAAAAGUUUUAAGUCAAAGGAUACUAACAAAAAUAAAGAAGUUAAAACUAAAAGGCACAGCUUGCCAAGUUCAUCUUGUAAAAAGGGUACUGGGGAUUCGGACACAGAUUCAUUACAUUUAACUUUACGCGAAAUGAGGAAAUACCUGCAUACUCUUUAUUCCAGUUCCAGUGAUUCAGAAUGUAGAGCUACUAUUAAUAGGAAAAAUAAUCCUAUAGUGAACAAUGUUGGUAUACACGCGAAACAUUUAGGCAAAGAAGCUAGUUCGGCAGUGUUUUUAAAAGAAAGUAACGAUAUUUCUAGAACAGUUGAGACAAAUAAUAACCAUAGAAAAGCUAAUAAAAAUUCGUUUGGAAUGAACGCCAAAAAUAAGAAACAUAAAGAAAAUAUUCCUAAAGAAGCGAUUGAAAUAGAUAAGAGUGAAAAAAUUGUUAAAAAGAGUAUUUCAACUCAAAAUCAGAAGGUUAAAAUGUCGCCAGUAAGAAUAUUAUCGAUCAAUUUGAAACAGAGCUUUUGUAAUUUAUUUCGUUGGCGACGACAACCCGUGGCGGAGAAUGCUAAUGAUGUUGAGAAGGUGGGUGACAGCAAGGAGGACUCUCCGCCUGCAGCAGUGCGCCGUGCAUUACCACCUUUGCCGCAGACACCGCACGUGCACGCAGGACCUCGCCGAUCUAACAAUGAAGAAGAUACUGUCAUGGAUUUCGCCACUUCUAUACAAAAAGUGAAAGAUUACGGUUGGUAUUGGGGCCCGAUAUCGGUGGAAGCUGCUGAGAAAAUUCUUUCAAACGAACCUGAUGGCUCGUUUAUAGUCCGGGACAGCAGUGACGACCAUUAUAUUUUCACUCUGACGUUUAAGUUGAAUGGUCUUAGACAUGUAAGGAUUGAACAUGAUCAGGGUAAUUUCUGUUUUGGUGGCUGCACUAUGUUUAAAGCUCAAACCAUAGUAGAAUUCAUAGAGAAUGCAGUAGAGACGUCCCGAAGCGGCCGUUAUUUGUUCUUCUUGAACCUGAGGCCUGUGCUUGGUCCAGUACGAGUUCAACUGCUAUACCCGGUUUCAAGGUUUAAACGUGUGCAGAGUCUUCAGCACAUGUGCAGAUUUGUGAUAUUAAAGUACGUGCGUCGAGACCUCAUCAGUAACCUACCUCUACCUAGGCGUCUCGUAGACUACCUGAGUGCAACUCACUACUACUCGGAGCUUCUCGCCGAUAUGUAAGGCCCACCUACGAAGUAGGUCAACAUCACUUUUUCAUAACCCCGUGAUGUGACAAUAUUAUGCCUAUGUAUAGCUUUCACUGUUUAGGUAUAACACACGAGUACCUACAGAUUAUUACAAUUCAUUUUAAUGAAUUUAUCUUUAUUCGUCUUUAUUUAUUAUUAUAAGCGACUGAACAUAGGGACACAUGAAAUCAUCAGCGAUUUUGACACACUUGUCUGUAGAAUUUAGCACAUCGUCACAUAAAAAAACUAAACAAAAUAAUUUAAAUGUUAGGACCGUGUUAAUCGAGUUGUUGUUCGUUUUAGAAAAAUGUAGGUAAUAUUAUUCUGUGUGAUAUUAUAACUUAUAGCUUAUAAAAACAGCAGCCUGCCUUCAAGUAUAUGUUUUUAUAAAAUCAGACUUUAGACGAUAUUUUAAUCAACCUUUUGUUUUCGGAAACUGUCGAAAAGUUCCUAUGGCGAUAAUAAUCUGAAGAGAAUAGCGAUCGACACUGACUAGGCACAGAACAUCCUCAACUGUAGUCAUCGUAGAAUAAAAGGUGAACUCUGACAUUUGUCAAUCUAUUUACCAGUGUUAUAUCUUGUUAUGAACUUGCUGGAACGUCCACGCAAAAAAUUAAUCGAAUCAUACCAUAAUCUUAUAAUCAAAAUCAAUAAAUCCCCUAAAUUUGUUCAUACAAAAGUAGUCUCUAAACAUUGGAAAUGUCGCGGAGA
Molecule: messenger RNA, 2898 nt
Organism: Spodoptera litura
Lineage: Eukaryota; Metazoa; Arthropoda; Insecta; Lepidoptera; Noctuidae
Biological process (GO): phosphatidylinositol phosphate biosynthetic process; intracellular signal transduction
Cellular component (GO): phosphatidylinositol 3-kinase complex
Molecular function (GO): 1-phosphatidylinositol-3-kinase regulator activity
Source: RefSeq, a predicted model, not a curated record